CAAGUAUAAAUGUUGUUUCCGCUUUCAGAAAUGUCAUCUUCGAGCUCGUCAGCCAAAAGUAAAAGAUCCGCCCGACGAUGCCUUUUUGGGCGAGCUGAUCCAGCCCUGACACAGCAAUGGCUGAACGAAAAACUCGAGGAAAUUCGACGAAAAGAGGAAGCAAAAUGGGGUUUUAACUUCUCUUGUGAAGUUCCCCUACCUGGAACAUCUGAAUAUGAAUUCACUCCGAUUGCCGAGGAUUCUGUACCGGAAUUCUAUAGAACCAAGCUGAUCUCGUCAGCUGUCAGCUCACCCACUAAAGAAAACCAAGCCGAGUUGUCAACAUCUGACGAGUCUGAUUCCUCGAUGAUGGAUGUCUCAAUGAGUCCUAUCACACCGGCUAAGCGCGAACAUGCUACACCAAAGAAACGCCAUGGAAAACUCACCGAUUACAUGGUGGUUCGUAAGAAGCGUCUCCAACACUCACCAAAACGACUCGACAUUGUCUUGCCAGAAAGUGGUCGCCUAGCGGCUCGGGUUUGAAAGAGCUCGCUUUACCAGCCCUAGUCCCGAAGGGCCCUUGGUCCCUCGUUUUUAUUUUCUCACCCUGUGAUAUACCAAAGAGCUCUAUCCAAAGCUCCUCCGGGUUUUCUAAUUUUUUCUCGUAUUUAUAUCUAUCUCACUCGCUAACUCACUUUUCUUCUAAAUAUUCACGCUGCUGUGUCCUACGGCCUAUGUCGUUGCCAAAUUUGUAUCUAUAGCUGUGUGCUCCCGGCUUUUCACUAGCAGUUCUUGAACUGUUUCGGUCGUCGAAUGUGCAUAGUUGUUUAUUGUUGUCGAGAAACCUGAUAAACAGAUUUUACGUACAAA
Molecule: messenger RNA, 849 nt
Organism: Cylicocyclus nassatus
Lineage: Eukaryota; Metazoa; Nematoda; Chromadorea; Rhabditida; Strongylidae
Source: the annotation of a GenBank genome assembly